AUGAGUGCAUACCCGGUCAUAGGCCUAAGUAACCUUCACUUCAUUCAAUACAGUCAAUUAUUCUUCUCUCGUGUGGACGCCGAAGUCGAAAAGAACGACUCUCACGCCAUGGACUUCCGGGAAAAGUACAACGACCUUUCCCAAGAUCAUGUGGGUCGUAAAAGCGACAUCGAGACGCUCGAGCAACAAGCCGCCGCCUUGAAAAAGACUAUCAAUGCUUUGAGCAUCGGGGGAGCCGUGAAGCCAUUGAAGAUCAAUAAAGAAGCGGGUCGCGAGCGCAGUAACAGCGUUGUCGAGGGCAACUCGACGAUUCAUAACAGACUAAACGCCACAGAGGCCAGAGCAGCAAUGCUAGGAGCUGCCAGUUCCAAGCAAGCACAAGCAUUGGAGCAACUCGACAAGAUCGUCAGCCUCUCGGGCGCAAUAUUGCAAUCGCAGGAUGACAAGAUCAAGAGCUUGGAGCAGAAGGUGGAAGAAAUUACCAUGCAAUUCAGACAGCUGCACGAGCUUGCGUGUGUUUCUUUAGCACAACAGACCAGCGCAAACCAAGAGGUCGACGCUUUAGAAGCCAGGCUACUGAUGUUGGAGGUACGGGGCGCUGAGCAAGCGAGAGAAUUCAAGAGAUCUGAGCAGGCGGCAAGCAGAAUUCAAGAAUCACUACAAGAGCGGAUCUACGCCUUGGGGCAGUCUAAUGCACGUUUCAAAAUUAAACUUCAAGCACUGGAAAAUCAAAAAGUUCAACAAGACAAGCAGCUUCCGGAUAUAAAAGACUCGAAGCCAGUUCAAGAGACUGAACAGGAACAAGGAGAGCAGAAAGGUUUGAAGAAAAGCCGAAGUCUACUUCGGAAGAAGCCCAGCAAAACCUGGAACUUUGGACUUGUUUCAUGA
Molecule: messenger RNA, 888 nt
Organism: Didymosphaeria variabile
Lineage: Eukaryota; Fungi; Ascomycota; Dothideomycetes; Pleosporales; Didymosphaeriaceae
Exons: 2
Coding region: 1-888 (295 amino acids)
Source: RefSeq, a predicted model, not a curated record